GGCCUGCGCCUGCCCUGGACCCUAUAAGGCCAGGGAGCCAAGGGCAGAGCCAGCUGCCAGCCGGGCCAGUCCGUCCUCAGGGGGACCCUCGCGCAGUCCAGGUGAACGGGGCCGCGUCUGCUUCAGUGACACCAGGGUGAGGCCAGGCCUGCAGCUUCUCACAUUCUCACUAUGUCUGCUCCGGACGAAGGGAGACGGGAUCCCCCCAAACCCAAGGGCAAGACCCUGGGCAGCUUCUUUGGGUCCCUUCCUGGCUUCAGCUCUGCCCGGAACCUGGUGGCCAAUGCACAUAGCUCGGCGAGAGCCCGGCCAGCCACUGACCCCGCAGGAGCGCCUGCCGCCGAGGCUGCCCGACCACAGGCUCAGGCCCCUGUCCCCACAGUGGCCGCCCACCCAGAGCAGACGGCCCCAUGGACGGAGAAGGAGUUGCAACCUUCGGAAAAGCAAAUGGCGUCCGGGGCCAAAGACCUGGUGUGUUCCAAGAUGUCCAGGGCCAAGGAUGCCGUCUCCUCCGGGAUGGCCAGCGUGGUGGAUGCGGCUAAGGGAGUGGUCCAGGGAGGCCUGGAUACCACUCGGUCUGCACUCACGGGCACCAAGGAGGUGGUGUCCAGCGGGGUCACGGGGGCUGUGGACAUGGCUAAGGGGGCCGCCCAAGGGGGUCUGGACACCUCGAAGGCUGUCCUCACCGGCACCAAGGACACGGUGUCCGCUGGGCUCACGGGGGCAGUGAAUGUGGCCAAAGGGACCGUACAGGCCGGUGUGGACACCACCAAGACAGUGCUGACCGGCACCAAAGACACAGUGACUACUGGGGUCAUGGGGGCAGUGAACUUGGCCAAAGGGACUGUCCAGACUGGCGUGGACACCUCCAAGGCUGUGCUGACUGGCACCAAAGAUGCUGUGUCCACUGGGCUCACGGGGGCAGUGAAUGUGGCCAGAGGAACCAUUCAGACCGGUGUGGACACUAGUAAGACUGUCCUAACAGGUACCAAGGACACCGUCUGUAGUGGGGUGACUGGUGCCGUGAACGUGGCCAAAGGAACCAUCCAGACCGGCGUGGACACCACCAAGACUGUCCUAACCGGUACCAAGGACACCGUCUGCAGUGGGGUGACCGGUGCCAUGAACUUGGCCAAAGGGGCCGUCCAGGGGGGCCUGGACACCACCAAGUCUGUGGUCAUGGGUACAAAAGACACAGUGUCCACUGGGUUCAUGGGGGCAGCGAACGUGGCCAAGGGGGCCGUGCAAACUGGGCUGAAUACAACCCAAAAUAUCGCAGCAGGUACAAAGGACACCAUCUGUAGUGGGGUAACUGGUGCCAUGAACUUGGCUAGAGGAACCAUCCAGACAGGCAUGGACACCACCAAGACGGUCCUAACAGGUACCAAGGACACUGUCUGCGGUGGGGUGACCGGUGCCAUGAAUGUGGCCAAAGGGGCCGUCCAGGGGGGCCUGGACACCACCAAGUCUGUCCUGACUGGCACUAAAGACGCUGUGUCCACCGGGCUCAUGGGGACAGCGAACGUGGCCAAGGGAGCCGUCCAGACGGGUGUAGACACAGCCAAGACCGUGCUGACCGGCACCAAGGACACAGUGACUACCGGGCUCAUGGGGGAAGUGAAUGUCGCCAAAGGGACUGUCCAGACCGGCGUGGACACCACCAAGACCGUGCUGACCGGCACUAAGAAUACAGUCUGCAGUGGGGUGACUGGUGCCGCGAAUGUGGCCAAAGCGGCCGUCCAGGGGGGCCUGGACACCACCAAGUCUGUCCUGACUGGCACUAAAGACGCUGUGUCCACUGGGCUCACAGGGGCUGUAAACAUGGCCAAAGGGACUGUCCAGACCGGCGUGGACACCACCAAGACUGUGUUAACCGGUACCAAGGACACCGUCUGCAGUGGGGUCACUGGUGCAGUGAACGUGGCCAAAGGGGCCGUCCAGGGGGGCCUGGACACCACCAAGUCUGUGGUCAUGGGUACGAAAGACACAGUGUCCACCGGGCUCACGGGGGCAGCGAACGUGGCCAAGGGGGCCGUCCAGACGGGUGUAGACACAGCCAAGACCGUGCUGACCGGCACCAAGGACACAGUGACUACCGGGCUCAUGGGGGCAGUGAAUGUCGCCAAAGGGACCGUCCAGACUGGCAUGGACACCACCAAGACUGUCCUAACCGGCACCAAGGACACCGUCUGCAGUGGGGUCACCGGUGCCAUGAAUGUGGCCAAAGGGGCCAUCCAGACUGGCAUGGACACCACCAAGUCUGUCCUGACCGGUACCAAGGACACUGUCUGCAGUGGGGUCACCGGUGCCGUGAACGUGGCCAAGGGGGCUGUGCAAACUGGACUGAAAACGACCCAAAAUAUCGCUACAGGUACAAAGAACACCCUUGGCAGUGGGGUGACCGGUGCCAUGAACGUGGCGGAAGGGGCCGUCCAGACGGGUGUAGACACAGCCAAGACCGUGCUGACCGGCACCAAGGACACAGUGACUACCGGGCUCAUGGGGGCAGUGAAUGUCGCCAAAGGGACCGUCCAGACUGGCAUGGACACCACCAAGACUGUCCUAACCGGCACCAAGGACACUGUCUGCGGUGGGGUGACCGGUGCCGCGAAUGUGGCCAAAGCGGCCGUCCAGGGGGGCCUGGACACCACCAAGUCUGUCCUGACUGGCACUAAAGACGCUGUGUCCACUGGGCUCACAGGGGCUGUGAACUUGGCCAAGGGGACUGUCCAGACCGGCGUGGACACCACCAAGACUGUGUUAACCGGUACCAAGGACACCGUCUGCAGUGGAGUCACUGGUGCUGUGAAUGUGGCCAAAGGGACCGUUCAGACAGGUGUGGACACAGCCAAGGCGGUGCUGAGUGGCACUAAAGAUGCAGUGACUACUGGAGUCAUGGGGGCAGUGAAUGUGGCCAAAGGAACCAUGCAGACUGGCGUGGACACCUCCAAGGCUGUGCUAACGGGUACCAAGGACACCGUCUGCAGUGGGGUGACCGGUGCCAUGAGCAUGGCCAAAGGGGCCGUCCAGGGGGGCCUGGACACCACCAAGGCAGUGCUGACCGGAACCAAAGAUGCAGCGUCUGCUGGGCUCAUGGGGUCAGGGAACGUGGCAACAGGGGCCAUCCACACUGGCCUCAGCACCUUCCAGAAUUGGUUACCUAGUACCCAGGCCACCUCCUGGGGUGGACGUACCAGUUCCAGGACCACAGACAAUGGUGGCGAGCAGACUGCCCUGAGCCCCCGAGAGGCCCCGUUUGCUGGUGUCUCCAGGCCCCCAGAGAUGCUCAGCGUAGGCCCGGAGCCUGUCUGGGAAGCUGCAGCCACAACCAAGAGCCUUGCGACUGACGUGGCCACGUUCACCCAAGGGGCCGCCCUGGGCAGGGAGGACACACGGCCUUUGGCCACCACACACAGCCCCGACGAAGCCCCACGCUUGGCGAUGCUGCAGAAUGAGUUGGAGGGACUGGGGGACAUCUUCCACCCCAUGAAUGCAGAGGAGCAAGCUCAGCUGGCUGCCUCCCAGCCCGGGCCGAAGGUGCUGUCGGCGGAGCAGGGGAGCUACUUCGUUCGUUUAGGUGACCUGGGUCCCAGCUUCCGCCAGCGGGCAUUUGAACACGCGGUGAGCCACCUGCAGCACGGCCAGUUCCAAGCCAGAGAUACUCUGGCCCAGCUCCAGGAUUGCUUCAAGCUGAUUGAAGAGGCCCAGCAGGCUCCAGACGGGCAGCCGUGUCUGGACCAGGGCUCAGGUGCCCGUGUGGAGGAUGCUGCUGUCCAGGAGGUGGGUCUGGCACAUGGCUGGGGUCCCCCCACCCCGCCCGUGGGUCUCCACUCACCUCGCACCUUCCUCCCACAGGAGCGGGACGCCGGGGCUCUGUCCAGGGUCUGCGGCCUUCUCCAGCAGCUGCACACGGCCUACAGUGGCCUGGCCUCCAGCCUCCAGGGCCUGCCCGCCGAGCUCCAGCAGCCGGUGAAGCGGGCGCGGCACAGCCUCUGUGAGCUCUAUGGUGUCGUGGCCUCGGCCGGCUCUGUAGAGGCGCUGCCCGCAGAGCAGCUGGUGCAGUGCCACGAGGGUGUGCACCAGGCGUGGCAGGGGCUAGAGCAGCUGCUGGAGGGCCUACAGCACAAUCCCCCGCUCAGCUGGCUGGUAGGGCCCUUCGCCUUGCCCCCCGGCGGGCAGCAGCUGUAGGAGCCUGCAGGCCCGGGGCAGGGUUGCCCUGCUCUGCCCAGGGAGGAGCUGCCUCAGAACAUUCUCUCCAGCCCCAAACCUGGAUCGGUUUCCUAAAGCCCUAGACCUUUGGGGCUGCAGCUGGCUGAGCUCUGAGGGGCUGCGGAGGCAGUGACCUUUUGAGCGGAGCCACCCCACGCCCUGCUCCGGGCCUGCCUGCACUUCCCACCUCCUCCCCAGCACUGCUUGCUCCCCUCGGAGCCUGGGGUCACUCAGCCGCCAGCCAGGAGCCUUCCCUUGAAGACCCUGAGCGAGUACUGCAAUUAGGAAAGAGAAAAAGCAGCAUGCCCAGUCUGGAAGGGCAUCCAUUUGCCCUGAUAGCAACCCUUUUAUAUCUAGCAGGGCUCUUCCAGUCCUGCAGCACGGGCCCCCAGCUACCAGCAGUGCAGGCAGCGUUGUGGCAUCCCAGGCUCCAGGCAGCUCCGUCCUUGUGCUCAAAGUGGGUCUCUGGCCUUAGCACACCUUGAGGGUCUUAAGAACCACAUUCUCUCAUACUAGAAGGUACUAGAAAAUGUAAAACUUGGCCGGGCGCAGUGGUUCACGCCUGUAAUCCCAGCACUUUGGGAGGCCGAGGCGGGCG
Macaca mulatta (Rhesus monkey) is the source of this 4807-nucleotide messenger RNA. Lineage: Eukaryota; Metazoa; Chordata; Mammalia; Primates; Cercopithecidae. The record is from RefSeq and is a predicted model, not a curated record.